Messenger RNA from Drepanopeziza brunnea f. sp. 'multigermtubi' MB_m1, 1662 nucleotides. RefSeq lists its product as uncharacterized. Lineage: Eukaryota; Fungi; Ascomycota; Leotiomycetes; Helotiales; Drepanopezizaceae. Gene Ontology annotation, molecular function: acyltransferase activity, transferring groups other than amino-acyl groups. The record is from RefSeq and is a predicted model, not a curated record. Gene Ontology annotation, cellular component: membrane. Gene Ontology annotation, biological process: polysaccharide biosynthetic process.
AUGGACGACGAAGAGGAGAAGAGGCUGCAAGCAGCCACAAGUAGCGCGGAUGAAGUGGAAUCGCAGCGCCUGAUUCCCAUCUCGGACGAGGAGAGUGGUCCGCAAGAUUCAAGCUCGUGGAGCACGACGUCGAAGUUAAGAUCUGGGAGAGGACUCGGAAGUCACAAUUCGACAGUUAGAAGAUGGAUUCUGCUCCCCGUUCGCGACCUGGUGCGCCUCAUCAAGAAAUCACUGCAGCCCGGUGAGAGCCAGCCGAAACCGAAGCGAGGUCUUGUCGUUGCCGUCUUUGGAUUCACGGCCUCCAGGGCCGAUGAGCUCAAGGAGACGUCGUGGCUGGACGGCUUGCGAGGCGUCGCCGCAUUCUUGGUCAUGGUGUACCACUACCACCUCGACAUGUUCACCUUCGGCACCGAGGCGCCCUACGGAGCGCCCGGGACCCAUGCGUGGGAGAUUUGGAGGCUGCCGUAUCUGAGGAUCAUCUGGUGCUCGGGACACACGCAAGUCGGCAUCUUCUUUGUCCUGUCGGGCUUCGUGCUCUCCUGGUCCAGCCUCUCCUCCAUCCGCGAGGGACGGUACGAGAAAUUCGCGCUCAGUUUGGGCUCGACGGCGUUCCGGAGAUGGAUGAGGCUCUUCGUACCGUGCUUCUGGAUCGGCAUCCUGUCCCUGAUCCAGUUCUACUCUGGAGUGCUCGAACUCACGGUGACCCGCCGAGACUCGUUCCUCGCCCAGUUUGUCGAUUACCUCUGGGAGUCGGAGCGCUUCGCCAACCCCUUCCACUUGGAACGCACCAACUGGGAGGUCCUGCACAGCUACAACACCACCAUGUGGACGAUGCCGGUCGAAUGGGCCGGCUCGCUCGCCGUGUUCGUGGUCCUGCUGAUGGUGAGCCGGAUCCGCAGCUACGGCAAACGAACGCUGGUCCUCGCCGUCGUCCCCAUCUACGCCUGCCUCUCGGCCCGGUGGAACUACUGGCUCUUCACCACGGGGGUCCUCUUCGCGGACUACGUCAAGCAGCGCGGCGGCUUCGACCAGCUCUCCGGCCGCACGACGCGCCGCUCGCGCCUCUGCUGGCUGCUCGUGCUCCUCGCCGGCGGCUGGCUCGGCGGCAUCCCCGGCAAGCGCGACUGGUACGAGCGCCCGGGCUACGCCUGGACGGACGCCUUCAUCCCGGCCAACUGGCAGGACAUCGAGGGCGGGCAGCGCUACUUCUGGUGCUGGUCCGGCGUGCUGCUCACCGCGGGCGUGGCCCACUUCGCGGCCCUGCGCCGCCUCUUCGAGCGCCCGGCCUGCCGCUACCUGGGCCGCGUCAGCUUCAUGCUCUACCUCACCCACCGCAUGGUCGGCACCAUCCUGGGCCCCCCCAUCCGCCGGCAGAUCCUGGCCCUCCUCGGGACGCACCGCGCCGCGCCGGACCAUCCCGAGGUCGACGUGGUUGAGAUCCAGGGCCCGGUGUGGAAUGUGCUGGCGUACCUGCUGGCGUGGGCUGUGAUGCUGCCCUUGGCGCUGGCGCUGGCGAACUGGUGCACGGUGCUGGUCGAUGAGCCGUGCGUGAGGUUCGCGCGGUGGGUCGAUGAGAGGUUCGUGAGUGGUGGCGGUGGCGGCGGUGCUGGUGCUGGUGCUGGUGCUGGCGGCGAGCAGGAGCUUGGGUACCGGGCUGAAUAG